Messenger RNA from Daktulosphaira vitifoliae (grape phylloxera), 486 nucleotides. RefSeq names its product zinc finger protein 770-like. Gene Ontology annotation, molecular function: DNA-binding transcription factor activity; RNA polymerase II cis-regulatory region sequence-specific DNA binding. The transcript is spliced from 6 exons. The record is from RefSeq and is a predicted model, not a curated record. Gene Ontology annotation, biological process: regulation of transcription by RNA polymerase II. The coding region runs from base 19 to 486 and encodes 155 amino acids. Lineage: Eukaryota; Metazoa; Arthropoda; Insecta; Hemiptera; Phylloxeridae.
AUUGUCAACACAUCAAAUAUGAAUCAUUUGUGCUAUGUUUGCGGUAAGACUUUCAGAUUUCUGAAAGAUCUGGAACGUCAUGAACAAUCUGUUCAUAAACAAAAAUUAUACAGCUGUACAGUUUGCGGCAAAAAUUUUUCCAGAAAGGAUAAUGUGAGAAGACAUCAACAUCAGACACACUUCUUGAAAGGUGUCAAUAAAGUAUUGCAGUUACAAUCUAAGAAUUAUGAAAAAAUGUGUGAAAACUCGAUCGACACUGAGAGAAAUAUCCUGAAUCAUGGCUCAAAUAACGAAAAUAACAUAGUUAACUACGGAGCGAGUACCUCAAAAAAUAGCAAUAAUAACUUAUUUGAUAUCGAUACAAAGAAAGAAAAUGAAUUAAAUGCUAACGAUUUCUCUACUUCUCGGGAUAGUGAUGAUGAACUCUUGUUUGAUGUUGCUGAAAAGAUCGAUCCGAAGGAAACCGAAAAUAUUANUGUAUGGUGA